Dromiciops gliroides (monito del monte) is the source of this 864-nucleotide messenger RNA. RefSeq names its product 3-hydroxyacyl-CoA dehydrogenase type-2-like. Gene Ontology annotation, biological process: fatty acid metabolic process; estrogen metabolic process; androgen metabolic process. Gene Ontology annotation, molecular function: estradiol 17-beta-dehydrogenase [NAD(P)+] activity. Lineage: Eukaryota; Metazoa; Chordata; Mammalia; Microbiotheria; Microbiotheriidae. Gene Ontology annotation, cellular component: mitochondrion. The record is from RefSeq and is a predicted model, not a curated record.
AUGGCAGCUGCACAAGGUUUUCGUAGCCUGAAGGGGGUGGUUGGCGUGGUGACAGGCGGGGCGUCAGGGCUGGGCCAGGCCACAAUCAGAAGACUGGUUAAGCAAGGGGCCUGGGCUGUCAUCGUGGACUUGCCAAAAUCAAAGGGCAAAGGGCUGGCCGAGGAGCUGGGGCCUUCCUGUGCCUUUGCCCUCCCUGCCCCCCCCCAUGUAACCUCUGAAGCAAAUAUACAGGGGGCCCCGACCUUGGCCAGGGGGAAGUUCAACCAUGUGGACCUUGCCUUUAAUUGUGCUGGCUUAGCUCUGGCCUCUAAGACUUACAACUUCAAGCAGGAUCAGGUGCACUCCCUGGAGGCCUUCCAGAAGGUGAUCCAGGUAAACCUAAUUGGCACCUUCAACAUGAUCCGCCUUGCUGCUGUGGAGAUGGGGAAGAAUGAGCCAGAUGAGGGCGGGCACCAGGGCGUUAUCAUCAACACAGCCAGUGUGGCUGCCUUUGAGGGCCAGGUUGGACAAAUUGCAUGUUCUGCAUCCAAGCGGGCCAUUGAAGUCCGUUCAAAAGAACAUCCAUACUCUAUGGCUACGAUGCAAAAGGAAAUGUCUGAUGAAAACUGUAUAAUUCUGUCCAAAGCUCAGCUGCUUUGCCUGCAGGACACCGAAGAAGCCAUACCGGAAACCGGACCUAACGGGACCAAGCUACUAUAUAUAAACUGCAGUGAAACAGCUGCAGGCAUUAACUGUGUUUUGUACCCUUGCCGGCCCCGCUGGGGCUACUGCCUCUGCAUUUCAAACUUCAGCGGCGGAAGCAAGAGCAGUCACUGGGGCACGAUUCCUCCUGGGAUUAGAAGCUAUCAACAAACCCUUCUUUAG